AUGGUGGGGCAAACAGACUUCCGGCCGAAGCUCAUAGAAAUGCUGGAACGUGCUCGGCGAGCUCGGAAUAAUUUCGAUUCCAGUGGCCGUUUGCACGGUCGUUUACACGGGCGCAUACCACCGCGGGGAUAUUUCAGUACAGUGCGCGAGGCACAGGGCACAGCAUCUUGUUUGGACACUUCUUUAAAUCAAUUACGAGUUUCUGGCAGGCAAGUUCUCCGGGCAAGUAGCACACGCUUGCACCGCCCUGCCAGUUUAACGAAAGGUGUUUUUGCACACAAAGGUGCAUACAAAAUUGGGAAUAAGCAUACAAAAUUUGAACCAUUGGAUUAUUUAAACGAACCAUGGUAUCUCACUUAUUGCGAAACAUGGGAAAACAUUCAAAAUGCUAUAGAGGAUAUAAGGUCCAAUAUGUUCCAACAAGUUUUGAAUGAUUUAGAAUCUUUUGUUUCCAAAAUUAAAGCUAAACCAAUUGAGCAAGUUGAAAAUGAAAUACAAACAGCCAUUUUAUUAACAGGAGUUAAUGUCUCUGAUCAUACGAUAAUGUUUCAAAGAGUAAUUUCCAAGUUAAAACCAAUAACAAAGCAUAUAGCUGUCAUAUGGAGUAGGGACUCGAAUAAUAUAAAGAAUCUCAUAGAAGAAUCAAUUUAUCAGUUGAUGAGUAAUGAAAAGGACGAAGAAGAUAUUCUAAUUAAAAAGAAUCGAUGUCACAUGAGAAAUCUUAAGCUGUGGCACCAAAAACAUUGUGAUCAAAAUGAUCCCCUUGUUAUAGUGAUAACUGAUUUUGAAAGUUCUUCCCCUCAAGUAUUACAUGAUUUUAUUUUAAUAUUGAGUUCAUAUGCAAGUUCAAUGAAAUUUAUUCUUAUAUUUGGUGUUGCAACUACUUUGCAUGCUAUUCAUAGAUCUUUAACAUACGAUGUUACAUCAAAGUUGAAUGUUCAAAUAUGUAUGAUACAACACUUUUAUGCGAACAAUGUAAAUUCUCUUUGUUGUCAACCGAAAAAGAUAAAACAUCGGAUGUCUUUUUUAACAGACGACGAUCUGACAGAAAUUAAAAAAUUACCAUCUAUAGAAAGAUAUAUUAAACAACAUACGAGCGAUGAGAAUAAAGAUGAAUUGCUUGACAAUGAUAGGUUCAAGGAAACAUUGUCGCAACUGCUAAACGAAUUUCACCAAUAUAUGCACCGAUUUUUAAUAACGGUCAGGUGUCUCCACGAUCUGAUGUCGAAACUGCCAAACGCGCCGAUGGGCAAACAGCUGCGCGAAUAUUACACGAAAGCAGUCUACACGAAAGAUCUGAGAGAAUCUCAGGAGUACAAAGAAUGCCUGCAAUUAUUGAGCUUUUUGUCGAAGAAGGAAAUGCUUGCGAAAUUGAACUCUCUCGCAGCAAUUAUGGAAAGUUCGAAGGAUCCAGUUAUGAAUAAAGUUGAAGCGGAUUUGCAGAGCCAUAUAAAAAUAAUCGAGGAAGCCAGUUUAGACGUAGCCUCGAAUCCUGUCGAUAUUGUUUCCACCGGUGAAAAACUCAGUCGACUUCAACUGAAAGAGAAAUUAUUGAAACUGUCGCAAACGCAAUCUCGAUCACCUUACAAGGUAGCGCAACAGGAUUUGAUCGAUUAUUUGGAUCAGGAAGUAUUCUCUGUGUACUUGGUCAAUCCUCAUUACGUGCCAGCCAACGAGAUAUUUUGCUUCAGCGAUGGAAAUUUAGCGAAACAGCAUGUCCGUGGGUCUUUGAGAGCUGCCAUUCACACUGGAUUAAAUGAUCCACACGUGUACUUAAAUUGCGAGUGCUGCAAAUUGGAGAACGACGACGCCAUUCCGUCCACGCUGCCUGACCUCAGUAUAAUUUACAAGUUGCACUUGGAAUCCAGGAAGCUGAUCAAUAUGUACGACUGGUUACAGGUAACAAUCCGUUUCGUGUUUACAGCUAAAUCACAGUUAUACUUAUGGUCACGUACGCUGGCUUACGAAUUAGCACAGGAAACUUUUGUGCGUAUAUUGUACGUGUUGUGUGAAAUACUUUGAAGUAUUAUUGCUGGUAUUGUAAUUAGUAGACUGCGGAUUUUUACGAGAAUAUUAUAGAUUUGAAAAUAUAUCAUGCAUAUCUAAAAUCGGAAGAUUGAAGUUUAAUAGAUACAGAUCAAUUUCAAUUGAUGAUAAAUAAAUGAAUUAUUAAGUUAAAAAGAAAUUAACAUAUUUACAUUUUAAAAAGAGUUUACUAUGUCUAUCCUAAGUACUUGCAUUUGUUGUCAGAGUCGUUAAUAUAGGUUAAUAUAGGAAUUUCAAGAUAUUUUAUACAACACGUUCACAAAAGAUUUCUGCGUUUGAAUAUUAUCGUGAGUUAUUGUAUGUACAUUCGUUUCGUGAUGUUAAUCGUGCUCGCGAACGAGUGAUUCAUGCGAACAGCGUGUUGUAAAAGGGGUUGUUUUAUUAUUUUGCCGUUAUUAAGGUGUAAGUAUUGGAUAAAGAAAAUUAAAGUCACUAUGUAUGCAUAUGUAAGUGAUCUCUAAAUUACGCAGUGCUGUUAGAAAAAUAACAAGAUGAAAGAGAUAGUGCACGAUAAUAGUGUUCGGUGAAUCACUGCUUCGUGCGUUGGAAAUAAAAUCAAAUUAUUUAAUAGCCGUAUACAUGUGACUGGUAGAGAUAAAUAUAAAUGUGUCUGGUUCAUGCAAAUAUUUUUAGAUUUAGAAACACGUGUGGUUUAUUUCUCUGAAUGGAAUAAAAAAAAUUAUUUCUGAUUGGAGAUUGAGGAAAAAUUUUUCAGAUUUCGUAAAUGAAAUUUAAUAAAAUACUAGACUUCCUUUUAAAUCUAAUAUCUUAUUUUAUAUUAGAAUUUUAACUAGAAUAUUUUUAUCAACAUUGGUGGCAUAUGUCGAACGUAAUAUUUUCUUUGAUGUUGAUUCAUGAAAAAUUUUAUUAAAUAUAAUAAACGAUAACUCUGUAUUAGGUAAGCACAGGAAUUUAAAUCAACGCCGUGAUAAAAAUUCACGCGCUUGUUUAUUCACGAGUGCACGUCGACGCGUUUCAUUGUAUUAUAGAAAAUAUCUGUUUGGUUCAUACGUAUUGAUUUAUUUCUCAUUUCGUGACGUGAAGUUAAAUAAAAAAAAAAAAAAAAAAGAAAAGAGAGAAAAAACAAAUAUUUGCAGAAAUUUCAAAGAUAACAUAUUUUAAACACAGAACAAAUUAUAUUCCGUUUUGCGAAUAAUAUUUUUGAUACACGUUUUUUUUCUAGAUGAAAAUUUCCACGACGUUUCGCUGUGUGAAAUAUUAGUGACGAAAUUAAAGUUCCAACUAUUUCGGUUAAAUUUGUCGCGAAGUACGUUUCAUCUCGUCACGUGUUAAAUCAUAAAUCCAAACACUUUUGUUUCGUCUAAUCCCUGGCGUUUAUGUUCCUUUAUAUGAAAGAAUUACGCCGUGAAAUGGAGAAAUGAAUGGAGACACGAGCAUUUUCCGAGAAUUCCAUUUUCACGGACGUCGACCACGGCUCGUAAGGUGCUAAGCUACAUUCGCAGGCUUUUAAUGGCACAGCCGGGUUUCGUUUGCCUUAAAAUAUAGCUUUCGAAACGUUGAAAAUAUUUCAUUGAUAGACAGACUUCAUAAACAUUCAUAAACAGACCUUUUUUCACUAAAUAUUUCUCAUUUUUAAUUCGUUUUUAACGAAAGACCAAUUAAUCGUUCAUCGACUAUGACAUAGCCACAAUUUUAAUAAUUUGUUCAGUGAUUCGAUACGUGGAAAAUUUUUUUUAAAUUACUUUUUUACUUGAUAUUGAAUUUUAAGAAAACUCCAUUCUUAAGAAUGAACCUCUUUUUUUAUGAAACUUCUAACUUUUUAAAUGAAUGAUACUACUACUAUAAUAUUCUAUAAUUUUCUAUGACUUUGAUAUUAUAUAUCAUUGAAUAUAAAGGUGCUAUUUCAUGCGAUUAGUAGAAUGUCGCAACCAUAUUAAAGUAAGUAUUGAAGUAUCUCAAAGUUUUUCGAUGAAUUUUUCCAUGAUUUUUAUAUUUUAUAUUCCAUAUUAUACAGAAUUAAUUGCACCUGAUUACUGCCAAAACAACUACUAGCAAUCUUCUUGAAUAAAAUUUUGUUCAGAAUGCACACUCUUAAAUUAAACAUUAGACCCUAGAUUAAAUUGUAUCCAUCAUGAUUUGUCAAACUCUGGACUAAAUUCUGUAGAUGAAAACUUGUUAAGAGUUUUAGAUCUGAAAAUCAUACUUGUAGACUUUCGACUAAAUUGUCAAGUUGUUUCUAAAUCUCCAGACCUCAAACUAAACAUUUCUCCUAAACCCUACUAAAUUUCCUAAAUUUUCUAAUUCUAAACUCAAUAUUCUUUGUCCAUUGACUUUAAAUUCUUCAGAUCGAACGUUCUUCAUUUCUUAACUAUAAAUUUUUUCAUUCUCUUGCCUAUGUUUCCAAUUCGUACAUUCCAUACACAAUUAUGAUAACAUUAUUUCUCGACUAGAUAGCCUUGUACCAUGUUUCUGAAACUCUUUCAGGCGUUUUUAAUCAUCGUGGAUCCAGCAAGCGGCGCAAGGGAACAACGGGACGUGGACCCGAAAUUACAGUAUCCUUUUUCAUUUAGAGGUUUUCUCACGUCCGUAUCCGGUGGGGGAAUAAUGGGAACGUAUAUAGGAAGAUUUGUCUAACCACUGUACGCUUGAAAUUCAUAUCGUAGAUGGUAAUAGUGAAAUCGUAAGCUCGCGGUGGUUACUCGCCGGGAUCGCGUGCCUCUUGUUUGAAUAAUUCACAGUGCGAACACGUGUGAAUUUUAUCGUGGUUCAUGGUAUCCUUAACGGAGAUUUAGAGCUCGUUUCACUCAAGCAGUUGCCGAACUAGAGUUUCUCGGUUUCAUCAAGAGCUCGCGGAAGAAAACGGACCACGUUAAGCGACUCACAUGAUCAUCCCUUACUUCAUUUUUUCUUUUUUUUUUUUUUACAUUUCGAAUUAAAUUUUCAAUUUAAGAACGGAAACUUUGUUCUCUAUAUUUAGAUAGUAGAAAUAUUUCUCAUUUGAAAUUUCUCUUGCCUCGAUCCUUCGAAUUUAUUACAUUUGUAGCUUCUUCCUGUGUGUUUUCGUUCCACGAAAUAAAAUCCAGUUCUUUCUCGUUCAUCACAUCGAUACUUCACUUAGAUUAUAAAUGAGGUUCAUUUUGUAUUUUUUUAAAAUCUGCGUUUUAAUAAAGGAAAAAAAAAAGAGAGAUGGAAGAAGAUAUCUCGUACCCUUUUAUUUUUUUUUCCAUUUUAUCUUUCCAACAGAUACUUUCCAAUUUUCCUUCCGUUUACAAAUUUGGCUCACAUCCGUUUGCUCUACACAUGACAUUUAUUUUCGUUCGAAUAGUAGUAAAAUAAAAAAAAAAAGACAAGUGGAUGAGAAUAUCAGGUAGCUUUAAUUUUUUAUUUUUUUAUUUUUUUUUUUUCUUAGAAAUAUUCUUCAACGUGGCGUAGCGUGUGGAAGUUUCCGGACAGGAACUUCCGUAGCUUCGAAGGGGGAAAGCUAA
Molecule: messenger RNA, 5492 nt
Organism: Heterotrigona itama
Lineage: Eukaryota; Metazoa; Arthropoda; Insecta; Hymenoptera; Apidae
Source: the annotation of a GenBank genome assembly